UGGCCCCACCCGCGGGAGCGGAAGUCGCGUGACCCCGGAAGUAGCCGUCCGGGCGGCGGGCGGCCGACGACGUUCGUCAUUUGCUGCGGGAGGGAGCGCUAGCGCGGCGGUCGAGCCUCCGGUGUCCCAUACCCAGGCUAGAGGUGAGCAUGGCGGAACAGGAGCCCACAGCCGAGCAGCUAGCCCAGAUUGCAGCUGAGAAUGAGGAAGAUGAGCACUCUGUGAACUACAAACCCCCAGCCCAGAAGAGCAUCCAGGAGAUCCAGGAGCUGGACAAGGAUGAUGAGAGCCUGCGCAAGUACAAGGAAGCCCUCUUGGGCCGCGUGGCUGUCUCUGCUGACCCCAACGUCCCCAACGUCAUCGUGACUCGCCUGACUCUGGUGUGUAGCACUGCCCCGGGCCCCCUGGAGCUGGACCUGACAGGUGAUCUGGAGAGCUUCAAGAAGCAGUCCUUUGUGCUGAAGGAAGGUGUGGAAUAUCGGAUAAAAAUUUCCUUCAGGGUGAACAGAGAGAUCGUGUCAGGCAUGAAGUACAUCCAGCACACGUACAGGAAAGGCGUCAAGAUUGACAAGACUGACUACAUGGUGGGGAGCUAUGGACCCCGGGCGGAGGAGUAUGAGUUCCUGACUCCUAUGGAGGAGGCACCCAAGGGCAUGCUGGCUCGGGGCAGUUACAACAUCAAGUCCCGCUUCACAGAUGACGACAAGACUGACCAUCUGUCGUGGGAGUGGAAUCUCACCAUCAAAAAGGAGUGGAAGGACUGAGCCCCUGCCAGGAGGCAGGCAGGCAGGCAGGGCAGACGGACGGACGGACGCACAUGUCCCACCCCAUGCCCCUCCCCAUCCCAAACCAAAGUGCUGACAGGGCCCCUUCCCUGCCACCAUCCCACCUGGUCCACAGGAAGCUC
Molecule: messenger RNA, 907 nt
Organism: Sciurus carolinensis (gray squirrel)
Lineage: Eukaryota; Metazoa; Chordata; Mammalia; Rodentia; Sciuridae
Gene: Arhgdia
Product: Rho GDP dissociation inhibitor alpha
Exons: 6
Coding region: 150-764 (204 amino acids)
Biological process (GO): Rho protein signal transduction
Cellular component (GO): membrane; cytosol; cytoplasm
Molecular function (GO): Rho GDP-dissociation inhibitor activity; protein binding
Source: RefSeq, a predicted model, not a curated record